AUGUCACCUUCCAAUCAGCGUCACUCGCCAUCAUCGCCGCAUCAAGGAAGCAGUUCUGGCAAGAGACCACGACCGGAGGACUUUGACUUGACCUCCGCAGGCAUGCAAGACCUGCAUCAUCACACCGGCCUCGGUGGGAUGGUGACAACACCAAUGGGAGGAAGCUACUCUUCAGGCAGUGGUUUGGCUGGCACGCCACCGCUGCCCAUGACACAUCACCAUCACCUGCCGGACAUGGGACCGCCCUCCAAAAUGAUGCGACGAGACGAAUCGGGGCAGCUCUCGGCUGCCAGCAUGGUUGGACAAGAAGGCAUGCCAAUGCCAGCACCAAGGCCGCGGGGACCGAAGCUCAAGUUUACAGCAGAAGAUGACCAGUUGUUGAUUCUGCUCAAGGAGCAGAAGAACCUAACGUGGAAGCAAAUCGCUGAUUUCUUUCCCGGCCGCUCAUCGGGGACGCUACAAGUACGGUAUUGCACAAAACUCAAAGCGAAAACGACGCUAUGGACAGAUGACAUGGACCAAAAGCUUCGCAACGCAUUACAAGACUACGAAAACGAGAAAUGGAGAAUCAUUGCUCACAAAGUCGGAACCGGGUUCACACCCGCAGCGUGUCGCGAACGUGCCGCCCAGAUUGGUAUCAGCGAUGAGGACUACCACCCACCCAUGUCGCCUGAACCUGGUCCUUCCGAGAGCGGCAUCGUCAUGUACCCGGGGGGAAAUCGACAUCUGCCCUUCCCAGAGAAGCAUCACCAGGGAAUGCCAGAACAAUAA
This is a messenger RNA of Akanthomyces muscarius, 771 nucleotides long. RefSeq lists its product as uncharacterized. Bases 1 to 771 code for a protein of 256 amino acids. The record is from RefSeq and is a predicted model, not a curated record. The transcript is spliced from 2 exons. NCBI's taxonomy places the organism in Eukaryota, Fungi, Ascomycota, Sordariomycetes, Hypocreales, Cordycipitaceae.